AUGGCUUCUGGUGCUCAGAUGAAGAUGGUUGCCGUCGGCAUGAUGCUGGCCGUCCUGUUCAUCGCUGCAGCUAAUGCAGAACCACCGCCUGCAGAAACUUGCAUCGACAAGACCGAAAAAGUUGGUCUUGUCACUGACUGCAUCUGCUCCAAGAACUGUGCUUGUGCAGGAAAGUGCAUCUUAGAAGGCGGCGAUGGUGGCGAAAUCCAGAAGUGCUUUGUCGAAUGCGUGCUGAAAAACGACUGUAACUGCAAUGCUAAGCACCACAGCGGCGCAGCCCCUCAGUAA
Molecule: messenger RNA, 288 nt
Organism: Triticum turgidum subsp. durum (durum wheat)
Lineage: Eukaryota; Viridiplantae; Streptophyta; Magnoliopsida; Poales; Poaceae
Source: the annotation of a GenBank genome assembly